Molecule: messenger RNA, 354 nt
Organism: Colletotrichum phormii
Lineage: Eukaryota; Fungi; Ascomycota; Sordariomycetes; Glomerellales; Glomerellaceae
Exons: 4
Coding region: 1-354 (117 amino acids)
Biological process (GO): protein insertion into ER membrane
Cellular component (GO): endoplasmic reticulum membrane
Molecular function (GO): protein folding chaperone
Source: RefSeq, a predicted model, not a curated record
AUGGCGUCCAAGCGGGAUAUGCGCCGGCCGGACCUGAUCGUCCCCUAUCAGGAGCCCAAGGCCAAGGGCGACUCCACCGAGCUCUCCUCGACGCUGUCCUCUACCCUGCCAAUGGCUGCGAUGCUUACGCGCAACAAGUUUAUCGGAUGGGCUUCCGUCGUCUUCAGCAUCCAGACCUGGCUUGGAGAGAGCGAGGAGACCAAGAAGAGCUCCGCGACGCCGGGGUACUUCUCCGUGGGCAUGUCAGUCAUGGCUCUCGCCGUCAGCUACCUGCCCCUCUUCCUCCCUCCUCCCGCUCAACGAGGAGGCGCCGCGACUGGCACCGGGCCCGCUGCCCCUGUCCCUCCUGCGUGA